AUGGAAGUGAAUUUGAUAUUUGGAGUGAGAGAAGUUGAUUUUGGAUGCUACUGUCAGCACACCUCAUACUUCCGUCUGGCACUCAUUCAGCUUCAGGUAUCUGCCGUCAAAUCGGAUAACCUGCAGCGAGCCUGCAGACUGGUAAAAGAAGCAUCGGCGAAAGGAGCAAAAGUUGUGGCUCUACCUGAAUGUUUUAACUCUCCUUAUGGAACCCAGUACUUCAAGGAAUAUGCAGAGAAGAUCCCUGGAGAAUCAACACACAAGCUCUCAGAAGUUGCAAAGGAGUGUGGCAUAUAUCUUGUUGGAGGAUCCAUUCCAGAAGAGGAUGGUGGAAAGCUAUAUAAUACGUGUACUGUCUUUGGGCCUGAUGGUGCUAUGUUGGCAAAGCAUAGGAAGAUUCAUUUGUUUGACAUUGAUGUUCCUGGGAAGAUACAGUUCAAAGAGUCUGAAACACUGAGUCCAGGGAAUAGUUUCUCUAUGUUUGAUACUCCAUACUGUAAAGUGGGCCUGGGCAUCUGCUAUGAUAUCAGAUUUGCUGAGCUGGCUCAAAUCUACGGACAGAAAGGUUGCCAGCUGCUGAUAUAUCCAGGGGCUUUUAAUCUGACAACAGGACCAGCUCACUGGGAACUACUACAAAGGGGGCGAGCUGUUGAUAAUCAAGUCUAUGUAGCUACUGCAUCUCCUGCUAGAGAUGAAAAAGCAUCCUAUGUUGCCUGGGGACACAGCACUGUAGUAAAUCCAUGGGGUGAAGUCAUAGCCAAAGCUGGCACCGGAGAAACGGUUCUGUACACAGACAUAGAUCUGAAGAAACUUGCAGAAAUCCGUCAACAAAUCCCUAUUUUGAACCAGAAGCGUUAUGAUCUCUAUGGCAUAGAGGUGAAAAACUGAAGCCGUAUCAAUGCAAAAGGCUCAGGUGGCACAGUGGCUGCUGCCUCUGUCUUCAGGUCUCCUUCACUUAGUUGCUCCAGAGGCUACUGCUAAAUGUGCUAGUUAAUUAAAAAACAAAAAAGCAAGCCACCCGUGGUGGUGUCAUUCUACGAUUCAAUUCAAAUAUAGCUUCUGAGCUGACUUUUAUAUCUCCUCUCGUACUUCUUUUUUUUUUUUUUUAAACAGUAUUUAACAGUAGGACAAAGAUAGAGGUUGACUCAUCUCAACUCAGUUAACAUUGCUGAUUUAGGCAUCACGAUUUUAAGUACUGUUAUCUCCUUUGUUUUCUAAGUAAGUUUCUGGGGCUUUUUUUGUAGGAAGUGGAGAUGGCGACCUUCUUAUCUGUGGAAAUCCUGCGAAGCCACCUUUAGUAUCUUGAAUUUUUCAAUGAAUUAUCAGAUAAUCUAGAAGCAUGACUUUUCCACCUGUCUCCUGCCUUAGUUGUAUGUGCCUAAACGAUCAGUUUAGAGUUACGUAAAUGCCCAAUUUCUAACUGGGCAGGGCAAGCUAAAACUUUAACAUGCUAAACUAAAGAGGCCGGAUUCUGCUCUGUACUGCUUAAGGACAGUGCAAGAGGAAGCCAAACAGAACUACUACUAUAGAAGAAUUUGUAAUAGGCUUUGUUUCAUGUGCCUCCUCUAUACACUAUAUGUAUUAAAUUCUCCUUGUUGCAAUUCCUGUUUAUUUCGGAAGUGAUGCGCACUACUGUUUCGUUAAAGCAAAGGUGUAGUAACACGUACAUUAAAACAGAAACAAAAAAUUACUACUUCCUUAAUAUCAUGGCUGAAUUGAUUUUAAUUCUGCUCUCUGACAGUCUUCAACUUAAAAGGCUGUGAGAGGAGUCAGUCAAAGGGUUAGAAAAUUCACUGCACUAAUUAAGUCUUUCUGUCCACAGUCUUAUAGAAGACAGGUGCUAGAGUUGCUUAAUGUCUGAAUACGUUCUCCCUGCCAAAGACUAACUUCCAUCAACUGCAUGUGAAAGCCUCCUUAUUCCAUUGCUCUUGCUGAAAAGAGCAACUAACCUUUAUUAAGGCUGGCUUUAAAACACUCAAGACCAGGCUGGCAGUUUUUAGAAAAGCUGUUUACCUAGAAGGAAGCCUUCUUGGUAUUUCUACUUCCAGUCUAAAAAAAGAUAUGAAUUUGCAGAUGGCAGUUUUUUUCCCCUCAGGGGAGAAGAGGAAGCACAUGCAACUACUCAGCCCCUGCUACAAGGCUUUUAGUUUUCUAGCAGCAGAAAUGAUAGACUAAGCAAUGAGGGUAAAGGAGAUUUCAAAAUACAAAAAAAGAGGUAGGCAGGGAUGUUUUUCUAUCUAGCCUCCACCUAUUUCCCUCAAGCCACCUUACUUUUUUUUUUUUCCCCUCAUGUUUGUCUGCCAUCCUCCUCCCAUAGCUGUUGUCUUGACAUAGUUCUUUGAUGUUCUUUUGACCUCUCUGGAAUGAGCUAGAUGUGGCCUCUAGAGGCCCCAGCCACCUUUAUGGAAAUCAAUGAUUAAAUUAAGCUGAACACUAAGGGCUUCCUUCCCCUCAAAAGACAGGUCGCAUUAUUCCACAUUCAGUGCCAGAUCUCUUCCAGCGAGCGUUUUGUAUCUAUCUAUCUGUGCUAAUCACUGCAUUUCAGUAUCAGACUGUAGCAGAACUCUAAGAAAAAAGCCACAGAGCCUAAGGUGAAGUGAAAAUUUAUUAGUUGAAAAAUAAAUAUAAAAAAUUAACAAUUCACCAUCUGAGUCAGGUCUCCUGCGUUAGAUUGGUGCCUGCCACAUAUUCAACAAUCAGUCAGCAGUGUCAGCGAUCACUGGGCUCCAACUUCUGAAUCAUAGCAGCUAUUGUAGAUCCAUGUUUCUGUACUAAUGCACCUGGCUCCUAUUCCCAGCCCCCAAGUUCAACAUGCAGAAACUAAACACUGUCUUUGGAAGAUUAAAGAAGUGCAGGAUUCUCAAGAGCUGACCGCUCCUUAAUUUUGACAAUGUAAAGUGCAGGCUGCACCAGACAAAAUGAAAGUGUCCAUGCAUGUGCACAGACUAUCUCCUCCCUUGGGAUUCCAAAGGGGUGAGAACAGAUGACAAUUUGAAAUGGACUUCUUCUUUGGUGAAUUAUGUUAAGAGAUGACAAAUUCAGUCCCAAUUCAGUGUCCAUCAAUCAGGACAGUUUUCAACCAAGCACCUUGUUUUAGCAAGGCUUUUUAAGUGUCUCCAGUAAGCAAUACUCUCUGAAGGGAUAUAAGCAGACUGCGAUUUGUUUUUUUCCCCCCAAAUGAAAAAGUAAAUAAUCAAUCCUUGGCUAAACAACAGUUGAAGCAAUCACUACUCAAUUUUUAUAUUGGCAGAAGACAGGCACUUUAAGUAACCAUAUUAUACAUAUGCACCAAUGUUCUAUAAAUAUAGAAAACUAGCCAGUAACCACCGUGAAAUAGCUCCAGAAGUUCAGCCUGCGUAAGUUUAAGUAAGUUCUUUUCAAAGGGAAGGCAGAAAAUACAGUAAUGCCUGCUGUAUCUGUAUUCAGGAAUGUUAUUACCAGCACAGCUGGGGAGCCUGGUCAAAGCUGUAACUAAACUGGCUCAACUGCUCUUAACAGUUCCAGAAUAAAUUACAGUACUACUCCUUGGUCGACAUUAGGUCCCUCUUCACUUUUUCAUCUGCAGUUAGAUCUUAAUAAUUCAAAUCACAACUUCUACUCUCCUUUUUGGCAAACUUCUCUCCGUGUCCAAACAAAAACAAGGACAGCAGGGAUUCAAUGCAAUCAGGAUUAAGAGGCACAACAACUAUGCAUGGAAGCAGCUUCCCAGUCUCUGAGAUGCAUUAGGUUUAUGUUAGUCUUCAGGACUAGCUUCCUACAUGAUUUUUACCAGAUUCUUUUAAAAUAGCAGCAAUCAUGUCGCACCACGGCUCUCAACCCCUUAUUGAAAAAAAGUUAAGUAAAUUCCCAUGAACACGUGGCUUUAAAGCAAAACCUCAGCUAUAUCAUCCAUUAAAAAAAAAGGGAGAGAAAAAAAAAAAAGGCAGUCCCUUCUAUCAUACUAGAGGGGAGCCUGAGCCAAAGCCAACUGCAUACACAUUAACAGGAUGUCAGCUACUCGGAUUCCCAGCUUUCUUGGCUGGAUCUCCUGUCCCCUGUAAUCUUCAGCUCUUAACAUUGUACCUCUGCAAUCACAGAGACUUAGUCAUUCUACGUCUCUUCCUCAUUUGUUUCUUAAAGGUUCAAGUGAGAGACGAUGAAAGGAAGUCAGUCAUUAUCAGCUCUUCCUAGAUUCAGAUCCUCAAGCAAGCACAGAGAACACUACUGCAGAUUUGUGCCGCUUCACUUAGCAUUAAGCAAUCUUUCAUCAAAACCUGUUCUUAUACAUGUCAGAGAGAGGUACUUGAAGGUAAUAUUUAUUUGUUGAGUUUACAGGUGAUAUGUCAUUUACAAAAAAAAAUUACAGACAAAUGCAUCCUUUCAGUGCAGUUUCAAACUAGUUCAAGAACAGGCAAAAAUCCGUGAUGAUUUGGAAUGCUAGUAUUAGACAGCACAUGCUUUUUUUCCCUUAAUUGAUUUGGGGGGUGGGGGGGGGGGGGGGGCAGUGGGAAAGGAAGGAUGAAGAGGAGAAAAUGCCAAUGUAAAUAAGGCCAUGCGAAUAAAAACUCCUUAGGAGAACAGGACACAGCAGUCAGUCUGGCCAAUUUUUGUUCUCAAGUAAUUGAUGCAGAGAGCAGAAGUUCCAGAAGAGGUCUGAUACUUGUUAAGUGCCAUGCCCUUAGAGGCUGCCCGUACCUUCCAAUGCCUUCAAUUCUACACCAGCGCUAUGAUUUCAGAUAGCCUACUGAGCUAGAUAAAAUAGAAGGCUUACACCUUCAUGUCUACUGUCUAGCAUUUGAAUUCUCCUUUGUAGUUGCUGGGAGAGAGGAAGGUCAAGUUGAAAAUACAAGUUGCUGCUGUAUGGUGUCACAACCAGAGAACAAGACAGUUUGACCACAGCUUGGGUUUUUUUUUUUUUUU
Messenger RNA from Struthio camelus australis, 4899 nucleotides. The record is from RefSeq and is a predicted model, not a curated record. NCBI's taxonomy places the organism in Eukaryota, Metazoa, Chordata, Aves, Struthioniformes, Struthionidae.